AUGUGUCGGCAGGUGGCUAGACUGAAGAAAAAUUACGGAAAGGCGAUCGAUCUGCUGGUCGAAUUGACGUCGUUGCAACGCAAUUUCCAGAUUGUCGAUCGGUUAAUCAAGGCGACGAGACGUCGCGUGAACGCUCUUCGGCACGUCAUCAUACCGCGGUUAGAGCGAACCCUCGCGUACAUCAUCACCGAACUCGACGAGUACGAGCGAGAAGAAUUUUAUCGUCUCAAGAAGAUACAGGUACGGAAGACGAAGCGAUACAAUGGUCAAUCCUCUUACAGUCUGACUCGAGAUGCAAACAUUUUCGACGAGGCUGAGGACCAGGAUCUUCUUUUUUAA
Messenger RNA from Pogonomyrmex barbatus (red harvester ant), 339 nucleotides. RefSeq names its product V-type proton ATPase subunit D-like. The record is from RefSeq and is a predicted model, not a curated record. Lineage: Eukaryota; Metazoa; Arthropoda; Insecta; Hymenoptera; Formicidae.